This is a messenger RNA of Humulus lupulus (European hop), 1288 nucleotides long. RefSeq names its product small ribosomal subunit protein RACK1. The transcript has 2 exons. NCBI's taxonomy places the organism in Eukaryota, Viridiplantae, Streptophyta, Magnoliopsida, Rosales, Cannabaceae. Gene Ontology annotation, biological process: positive regulation of protein phosphorylation; rescue of stalled cytosolic ribosome. Gene Ontology annotation, molecular function: ribosome binding; protein kinase C binding; translation regulator activity. The record is from RefSeq and is a predicted model, not a curated record. Gene Ontology annotation, cellular component: nucleus; cytosol. Bases 84 to 1070 code for a protein of 328 amino acids.
UUAACACUCUUUUCUUUCCCACAAACCCUAGAAACCCCAGAGGAGCAGCAGCCGAACCCCAAGACCUUCGCACAGAAUCAACCAUGGCCGCUGAAGGACUAGUUCUCCGGGGCAUCAUGAGGGCUCACACCGACAUGGUCACGGCCAUCGCGUGCCCAAUCGACAACUCUGACAUGAUCGUCACCGCUUCCCGUGACAAAUCCCUCAUUCUCUGGAAGCUCACCAAGGACGAUAAGACCUACGGUGUUCCCCACCGCCGUCUAACGGGUCAUUCCCAUUUCGUUCAGGAUGUGGUUCUCUCAUCCGACGGUCAGUUCGCUCUAUCUGGAUCUUGGGAUGGUGAGCUCCGUCUAUGGGACCUCGCCGUCGGAGUCUCUGCCAGGAGAUUCGUUGGCCACACAAAGGACGUUCUUUCCGUGGCUUUCUCGAUUGACAACCGUCAGAUCGUCUCCGCCUCCCGUGACCGCACGAUUAAGCUGUGGAACACUCUUGGUGAGUGCAAGUACACCAUUACCGACGGUGAGGCUCACAAUGAUUGGGUUAGCUGCGUUAGAUUCAGCCCUAACAAUCUCCAGCCCACUAUCGUCUCUGCUUCUUGGGAUCGUACCGUCAAGGUCUGGAAUCUUUCCAACUGCAAAUUGAGGUGCACUCUGGCUGGCCACGGCGGAUAUGUGAGCACCGUCGCUGUUUCUCCUGAUGGUUCUCUCUGCGCCAGUGGUGGGAAAGAUGGUGUUAUCUUGCUCUGGGAUUUGGCUGAGGGAAAGAGACUGUACUCUCUCGAUGCUGGUGCUAUUAUUCAUGCGCUCUGCUUCAGCCCCAACAGGUACUGGCUCUGUGCUGCUACUGAGAACAGCAUCAAGAUCUGGGAUUUGGAGAGCAAGAGCAUUGUUGAGGACUUGAAGGUUGAUCUCAAGGCCGAGGCCGAGAAGACCGACGACACUCACGUUGCAACCGCAAACAAGAAAAAGGUUAUUUAUUGCACAAGUUUGAGCUGGAGUGCUGAUGGAAGCACUUUGUUUAGUGGAUAUACCGAUGGAGUAAUCAGAGUGUGGGGAAUCGGACGUUAUUAGAGAAGCUUCUCUCAGUAAUACUAUUCUCCCUAAUGCGCUUCUGUUUCUUAGUUUUGAGGACAAAAACCCGUAUUUACUCUUCUUAAAUUCUAGUGUUUUCAAAAAAAGUAUUUAGGUUUUUGUUGGAGAUGUUGAAUUUUUGGAAUACUCUAAGUUGACUUGUGGCUUUGAGGCCUCAUUUGUUUUGGUUUUGUUUUUAAAUAUUUCAUUAGAUAUCA